GGUUCUCAUAUGAUGCCUUCCUGUCCCAUCUGCUUUCCUUGUUCAUACAGGUGAUGAGAGGCCAUUCCCAUCCAAUCAUGACGGGGAAUUCCAGCAGCCCUGUGCUAGACAACGCCACCCUUGCCUUGUUUCAGGACAUAAACACCAGCAUUGCCAUCUCUGUCAUCUACAUGAUAGUCACUGCCAUUAACCUGGUAGGAAAUGGCCUUUCCAUGUGGCUCCUCCUCUUCCGUACCUCCCCCAAGACUCCCUCCAUCAUCUUCAUGAUUAAUCUCACCCUCACCGACUUGGCCGUUGGCGCUGCCCUGCCCUUUCAGAUUGCCUACCAGCUCAAAGGAUACAACUGGAGUCUGGGGCCCGUGAUGUGCAGUUUCCAGACCCUCGUCUUCUACACCAAUAUGUACUGUUCCAUCCUGACCAUGAUGGCCAUCGGAAUUGACCGCUACCUGGGAAUCGUCAGGCCCAUGCUAUUCAGGGAGACCAGGGAGAGGAAGUCCAUAGCUGUCAUCAGCUGCCUCCUCAUGUGGGGUUUGGUCCUGAGCGUUCUGUACCCACUGAUGACCACAGACCUGACCUUUGACAUUCCUGAACUCGGGAUUACCACAUGCUUUGACAUGUUGAAGAAAAACAUGCUCCCGAGCCAGUCAGCCUGGGCUGCCUUUCUCUUCACCAUGGUGUUUGCCCUCUUCCUCUUCCCUUUCUGUGUCACAACAUUCUGCUAUGUCAGUAUCUUACGCAAACUGACCAGAGAUUCAAAGACUGCCCAGAAAGAGAGAGCGAUACGUCUGACUUUCGUUGUGCUCCUGGUCUUCACCCUCUGCUUCGCUCCCAACAACAUCCUCCUGUUGAGUCAUACUGUGAUGAGACUCUUCUAUGGUCAGUCUCUCUACAUGGCCUACAAACUGUCUCUCUGUUUCAGCAGCCUGAAUAGCUGCCUUGAUCCAUUCAUUUACUACUUUGCUUGCAAGGAUUUUAGACAAAAGUUGAGACAGAUAAUGAAUCUGCAAAGCCUGACUAGUGGGGACUCAAUGAGGAUGGAGCAUAAAGAGAGUUUGUACUCGGCACAUUGCGCUUUCGAAGGUCAAGAGAGAGAGCAUAGCAAGAUGUCUUUGAUGCCACAGUAGACCACAGAAUGGAGCGACAGUAAGAAUAAAAUAGAUGUGAGAAAGGAAGUGAGAGAAAAAGUGUGUGUUGCCCUGAGUGUGUCAAACGUUUGCAAUGUCUUUUCUUGGCUCAACAUUCAAGAUCAUUUUUUUACAUGUAUUUUUAUGUGCGCCACAAAUGAUUAUCGACAGCAGCUGAGUCACUUUGCACACUUCAUUAUUAUUGCAUUAUGUUAUGUGUUAUUUUAAAGAGUGAAAAAAAUGUUUAUUGUAUAUGUAUUUUAUUAUCUGCCACAAGCUUCUUAACAGUUAUUUUGACAAUAUAUGUAGCAUGCACACAUGUAGAUAAAGUGUGAAUGAAAUCUAUGUAUUGUAUAUAUUAUAUAGCCUUCUCUGCCCGAACAUAGUUGUACUUCUCUGUAAAUCACAGUGUACUGUGUGACUGGGUAUAGACCUUUUCACCUUAUAUGGGAGAAAUGGACAGAAAGUCCUCCUAUUCUUAUGUUUUUGUUUUCUUACUCUACAAAAAUAAAAUUAUUAUUAUUAUUA
Micropterus dolomieu (smallmouth bass) is the source of this 1652-nucleotide messenger RNA. It is a transcript of the gene p2ry8, whose product is annotated as P2Y receptor family member 8. The transcript has 3 exons. Gene Ontology annotation, biological process: phospholipase C-activating G protein-coupled receptor signaling pathway; positive regulation of Rho protein signal transduction. The record is from RefSeq and is a predicted model, not a curated record. NCBI's taxonomy places the organism in Eukaryota, Metazoa, Chordata, Actinopteri, Centrarchiformes, Centrarchidae. Gene Ontology annotation, molecular function: G protein-coupled receptor activity. Gene Ontology annotation, cellular component: membrane. Bases 54 to 1124 code for a protein of 356 amino acids.